Messenger RNA from Sclerotinia trifoliorum, 629 nucleotides. The record is from the annotation of a GenBank genome assembly. NCBI's taxonomy places the organism in Eukaryota, Fungi, Ascomycota, Leotiomycetes, Helotiales, Sclerotiniaceae.
GUGGAUGCUAGCAACAUAACUUUUGUUGGAGUAUCAUGGGGAAUAUCUCUUCAGGUGGAAAGUCUUACUUUGCUGUUUGAUUUCCUUCUUACCGAAGGCUUAUAACUGGCCCUAUCGUUUUGAAAUCUCUGUGCAAACCCCCUCAUCCCAAGUUCCUCUCUAAGCUCAAACUUUUUCACCAUGGCAAUGCUACUCCGACUUCCGUGCCUCUUCUCCGCCUGUGCACUCAUCACUGCUGCACCAGUCAAAAUCCACUCACGUAAGCUCAUGCCCUUUGAGUGUGACAAUGAAGACUAAUUGAUACUUAGAACGGGAUUUGGAAUAUGUUAGAUCUCCAUUGACCCAGUCAAUUGAAGGCAUUUCCUCAAAGCGAGACACCGAAUACGUUCGAAACCCUUGAGUGAUUGGGAUACCGCACUCCCUGCUCCCAACAACGGGCCUGUCGAAUCUGUCCCACAAGCAGAUCUCAAGCACUAAGUCUGUAAAAGGGGAUAUACAAGAGAGCGUAAAGGAUUCGGAUGGACUAGAAUCGAUCUUGCUGGAGGAAUGCGGGAUUGUGGUGGCUGGGCAGGUGAAGGGAUGCGGGUGUCAUGGCCGAGAGGCACUUGCGUUAAUGAUUACGAGAAUGA